This is a messenger RNA of Solanum pennellii, 2042 nucleotides long. RefSeq names its product probably inactive leucine-rich repeat receptor-like protein kinase At5g48380. The transcript has 2 exons. The coding region runs from base 143 to 1909 and encodes 588 amino acids. Gene Ontology annotation, biological process: protein phosphorylation. Gene Ontology annotation, molecular function: receptor serine/threonine kinase binding; protein kinase activity; ATP binding. NCBI's taxonomy places the organism in Eukaryota, Viridiplantae, Streptophyta, Magnoliopsida, Solanales, Solanaceae. The record is from RefSeq and is a predicted model, not a curated record.
UUUACAAUAAUUGCUUCAAGAAAUUACAAGAAAGUUGAGUUCUUAGCCUUACUAGUUUGACUGACCCCAUUGCUACAAUAAGUGUAAAAAAGAUCACUUUUUUAAUUCUUGAUUUGCUAGAAAGUCUGUCAAGAAUCAAAAUAUGGAGAAAACCAAUUUCACAACAUUUCUUGGUUUUCUAUUAGCAUUACUAUUUAGCAGAAUUUGUGUGUGUUGUGCUUCAGAGAGUGAUGUUUAUUGCUUGAAAUCAAUAAAAGAUUCAUUACAUGACCCUUUCAAUUCUUUGGGCUCUUGGGAUUUCAGUGAUGCUACUGAAGGCUUCAUCUGUUUUUUUGUUGGAAUCAAUUGCUGGCAUGUUGAUGAGAAUAAGGUACUGAGCAUCACACUUUCAGGCUUUGGAUUAAUAGGUGAGUUUCCUCGUGGCAUUCGAAAUUGUACAAGCUUGACAAGUUUAGAUCUUUCAGGGAAUAGCUUGUAUGGAACUAUCCCUUCUGAUAUUUCAGCUAUAGUUGAACAUGUUACAAUACUUGAUCUCUCAAAUAACACGUUUUCGGGCUAUAUACCAUCUGAUAUAGCUAAUUGUCAAUACCUUAAUGGUUUAAAGUUGGAUAAUAAUUAUCUAGAAGGUGAAGUUCCAGCCAGAAUAGGCUAUUUGCCUCGCCUUAAGACGUUCAGUGUAGCUAACAAUUACUUGGCUGGCCCAGUGCCAUUGAUUUUUGGAGAAGGUUUCGGAGUUGAGAGUUUUGAAAACAAUCCAGAGCUUUGUGGGAAGCCUUUGAAAGGAUGUGAGAAUUCUUGGAUAUGGAAACAUGUAGAUCGUGCUUCGUUCAUCAAAGCGUUUGUGAUUGGUUGGGUACUUUUGUUUACAUUGGUUUUAGUCUUUUGCUUAUUUAUAUUACCUACCAAGGCUAUCAACAAGAUAGUCUCAUUGAACAUAUGGAAGCUAAGGAAAAAGGAACAUUUAACUUUAGGAAGGGAAGAGGAAUUAAGCAGCCAACAUAAGAUGUUAAAGCUGGAGAAGUUUGUUACGAGAAUGAGCUUCACGGAGCUAGAAAACGCGACUUCUGGUUUUAGUGAAGACUAUUUAGUAGGAAAUGGAAUGCUGGGCAAAGUGUACAAGGCAAUUCUUCCAAAUGGCUGGAUACUUGCCAUCAAGAAGCUCAAUGACUGGGAGAAUUUGGAAGACGAGUUCGUCUCGGAGAUUACAACUCUUGGUGGUCUGAGGCAUAGGAAUCUGUUGCCUCUGAUAGGUUUCUGUGCUGAAAAGCAAGAAAGACUUCUUGUUUACAAAUACAUGAGUAAUGGAAGUCUUGAUGAAUGGCUGCACUCGAAUGAAGUUAAGGCGAAAAUUUUGGAUUUCCCUCGGAGAGCUAAAAUUGCACUUGGAAUAGCGAAAGGCCUGGCUUGGCUUCAUCAUGGUUACGAAUUGCACGUUACACAUGGAAGCAUAAGCACGCGAUGUAUCUUGCUAGAUCAGAAUCUUGAACCAAAAAUAUCCAACUUUUGGGAAGCAAAAUUUUGGAGUAAGAAUGAUUCUGCAUUAAGUUGGAGUCUUUUUCCAGUAGCUGAAUAUUCAGGUUUAGGCUCUUACAAGCAAGACAUCUACUGUUUUGGUGUCGUGCUUCUCGAGCUGGUAACAGGGAAGGAACCACAUGAACUGACCAGCUCAAGAAAUCUAUUCGAUCACUCGCCUUGUCUACUUGAUGCAGAUAGAGAUUUGCUUGGGAAAGGAGCUGAUGAUUUAAUCCUCCAAUUUCUUGAAUUGGCUUGUGACUGUGUCAAGUUCUUUCCUAAUGAAAGGCCAACAAUGCUGGAAGUGUAUGACAGACUCAAGAAUAUUUCUCAAGGUCGAAGGGACUGGAUACAGAAGAUACCAUUAUUAACCGAUAUUUCAAGUAAAUAUGACUAGUGCUAUUGUUUUUAUGGUUACUGAGAAAAACAAAUUAGAAAUACACUAUAUUAAAGCAUGAAAUCCGUGCCUCGAGUCUGUAUGCUGAUAGCUUCUGUUCUAACUGUAAUAUAUAUGAAUCCGUUGAAGUCAA